Messenger RNA from Psylliodes chrysocephalus, 870 nucleotides. Lineage: Eukaryota; Metazoa; Arthropoda; Insecta; Coleoptera; Chrysomelidae. The record is from the annotation of a GenBank genome assembly.
AUGCCUGUGCAGGGUAAACCACAAAUCCCGAUCCCAUAUUGGCAGAUGCCUCCCCCGAAAGUCCCAGCCAGUAGACCUAUUAGCAAGCAGGAAUAUUGCGCUAUUUGUGAAUUGAAACAAUUAGUCGACAAAAUUGGGCAAAAUUUAUGUUCAGAUAGUUGCAUCAGUUGCAACAAAGAAGGAAAGGGAAACAUGAGACCAUCUACAGCUGGAUCAACGAAGCAAUGUCCACCACCUCCAAGAGCACCUUGUGGAGAUUCUCCAAUGGUAACCCAACAACAGCAACAUAAUAUAAUACCUUGCGUACCGACGCAGCAACCGAAACAACCUUCUCUUCCCUGUGGCAAUCCGAUGCAAACUUACCAGUGGCCUAACUAUUCCCACGGUUUGGUAUGUCCACCCCAAGAACUACUCGCCGAUAACUAUUAUCAUAAUCGUCAGCAUCCUUAUUUGCCUGUUAAAAUUGACACUCUCAACGAAGAUACCACAAAAAGAGGUACCAAAUUACACAGAUCCAAGUCAGCGAAUGUUAUCGUCAAGAGGACUCCUGAACUGAGGUCUAGUAUUUUAGUAGGAUGCGAGUGUACCAAGAAGAAUGGGCUACAAGAUACUUGUCCUAGGCUGAUAUGCAAAGACAUGCCAAGAUUGGGUACGAUUGACAAUCCCUCACAAGUACCUUGCAAAGACGCUCGUUGCAAGCCGCCAAGAGAAAGCAUCGUCGAGGAAGAUGAAGAAGAAUGUCCGCACAAACCUCAGCCUACGGGUCAAUGUAAACCAGCCGAACCACCCAAAGCAGAGAUCGAGGUGCCAGUCAAGACUGUACCGGAAUGUAAACCUGAAUGCACAUAUCCCUGUAAAGACGAGAAGUAG